AUGACGUUCUCAGCUGCCGAUUGCCGGGGGGUAACAUUCCCCCACGAGGAUCCCUUAGUGAUUGUCGCUACAAUUGCCAACCACGAUGUGCCCAGGACUCUCGUGGAUGGAGGCAACGGAGCAAACAUUUUGUUCCGAAAGGCCUAUAACCAAAUCAAGCUGAAGCCCAAGCACCUAAUGCUAGUACCCUACCCAGUUUCUGGAUUCAACGGAGCUUCAACUUAUCCUGAUGGGAAGGUCCUCCUCCCUGUCACCAUCGGCCGCGCUGAAGCAGCCAGGAACGUCAUGACCGAAUUCUUGGUCAUUGACGCUCCUUCAUUGUACAACGUGAUCAUGGGGAGACCUAUGAUUCACGAUAUUCAAGAGAUAGUUUCAACAUACCAUCAAAUGAUGAUGUAUGUUUUGGAUGUUGGCUACCCCGAAAGAAUUGAGGGCAGCCAAAAGGAAGCCUGA
Molecule: messenger RNA, 453 nt
Organism: Chenopodium quinoa (quinoa)
Lineage: Eukaryota; Viridiplantae; Streptophyta; Magnoliopsida; Caryophyllales; Amaranthaceae
Exons: 1
Coding region: 1-453 (150 amino acids)
Source: RefSeq, a predicted model, not a curated record